AUGUCUGACAAAAAAAGAUUGACUAACAAUAGUAGUAGCGAUACUAGCAAUGUUAGUCAUGUCAUACCAGAUUAUCUACUAGCUCAUGAAGUCGGAAGCUUGGGCAUCGGUGAUCUAGUGAGAUAUAAAAUUACAAUAGAUAAAGAUAAAUUAAUAGAACAAGGUAUAUUCAUCGACGAAUUAUUCGUAAAGAUUAAAAAUAGAGAAAGUCCUCUAUUGAAACCUGUCUAUCUAACAGGCCCAUACGCUUUCUACUUGGAUAUUAGACCUCAUAACUACCAUGAAAAUGAAGUAUAUGAUGAAAAGGAAGAUAUUCAAUUUUGUAGUGAUUUGAAACCAGAUGAUUCCUUCAUUGGUUAUUUGGUUAUGAAUAAAAAUUCAAAAGUUGAUGAUACUAAUUGUUAUUCUUGGACUUUAGAUAUUAUCUCCCAAGUCGCAGUCACCGCAAUCCCAAAAUUAGAAUUUAGUAUGUCCCUAAGUACCGUAAGAAAAUUCCCAAUGAGAGAUAAAAGAAAAUUGAAACAUUUGGAUGGUUUGGAUAUCGAUAAAUGGAAUACUAAUAGUUUAUGGAACCUUCCACCAAAAUAUCCAAAAAAACCAGUGCAUUUGGUUAUUGUAACCCAUGGUAUUUUUUCAAAUAUUGGUUGUGAUAUGUUAUAUAUUAAAGAUUGUAUUGAACAGACUACUGACGGCAUACCUGAAGAGAUAAAUCCAAAUGUAGUCGUGAGAGGUUGUAUGGAUAAUAUGGGUAAAUCAGCGUAUGGGGUUCAUUAUCUGGGUGUUAAUGUCGCUAAAUACAUUCUGAAAACGGUAGAUGAGUUGAAUCAGGAAUAUAAAGUUGAUAAAAUCUCUUUUAUCGGACACUCCUUAGGUGGGCCCACUCAAUCCAUGGCAAUUCACUACCUAUCUGUAAUGGAACCAGAUUUUUUCGGCCCAAAUGGUAUAAAACCGGUUAAUUUCAUUACUUUGGCAAGUCCUUAUAUCGGUGUCACUGUAGACUUCCCAAAAUAUGUAACUUUAGCAUUGGAUUUAGGUGCUCUGGGAAUAACUGGUCGUGAUUUGACUCUAAAGCAUACUCCUCUAACUUCAAAGGAAGGUUUGGCAUUUAAUAACCACACUACUUUGGCAAAAAAUAGAAGUAGAUUGAAAUUAUUAUUAGAAGUCAUUCCUCAGGAACCUGCAAAACCAAUCUUUGAGAGAUUUGUUCACAGAACUCUAUAUGCAAACGUUCUUCACGACGGUAUUGUUCCUUUGCGUACCGCAGCCUUGUUAUACUUGGACUGGCAUAGUUUAGCCAAAGUUAGAAAAUUAAGAAGAAGAUUAGAAAAAUCAUCCAAUCCAAAUAUUAAUCCAUCUUCUCAAGCAUCUACAAAUUCAGUGACAGCAGCAGUUGGUUCUUUAGAGAUUAGUUCAGACCCAUCAUCUGAAGAUUCUGAAGAAGAUUUAAAUGCUUUAAGUCGACAAACCAGUGUCACUGGUGAGAUCCCAGUUGAAAAACAAGAUAAAAAAGCAGCAUUGCAAUGGAUGAUGCCACAAGCAUUAAUUCAUAAUUCUAGAUUAAAGCAAUAUAAAAGGACUCAAACUAUUGGAGAUGAAGCAGGUGGUAUUGAGGAGAAAUUUAGUCCUCCUCCAGAAGCGUCUACCACAUUAUCUGCAUUAUCUGUAUUGACAGCACCAGAUCCUACACAAGAGUAUAUUAAGAAUCCAGCAGUAAGGACAGACGCAAUUGUCCAUGAUAAAAUAUAUCAUCCAAAGGAAUUACCACCUCCACAUUAUACCGAUAGGCCUAUUUUGAAAAAAGUUAUGUAUCCAAAUGAAAGAAUUAACAGAGUCCAAGAGAGAAUCGCCAGAGCAUGGCAAGAAUCCAUGUCCUGGAGAAAGGUAUUGGUUGAUAUUAAGCCAGAUUCUCAUAACAAUAUCGUCGUUAGGAGAAGAUUUGUUAAUUUAUUUGGUGCCGUUGCGAUAACCCAUUUAGUGAAUGAACAUUUCGGGGAAGAAGCUUGUAAGAAAUAUGCGGCUAUGGAUUAG
Molecule: messenger RNA, 2028 nt
Organism: Vanderwaltozyma polyspora DSM 70294
Lineage: Eukaryota; Fungi; Ascomycota; Saccharomycetes; Saccharomycetales; Saccharomycetaceae
Product: putative hydrolase
Exons: 1
Coding region: 1-2028 (675 amino acids)
Molecular function (GO): monoacylglycerol lipase activity
Source: RefSeq, a predicted model, not a curated record